CCAAUCAGGAUGCUCGUUACCUGGUGACUCCAGGAAGUGUUUUGUGGCAGCAGCAGUGUGCUGGCAAGAAAGGAGCCUGUGCACGGAGCGAGUUCCUGCUUCCUCCCGGGCACUGGUUGUGUGCGAGGCUUCAUGUGCUGCCUGUGACCCUACUUUGAAGACAUGAUUGACAUAAAGGCCUGGGCCGAGUACAUAGUGGAAUGGGCUGCCAAAGACCCUUACGGCUUUCUAACGACUGUGAUCCUGGCCCUCACCCCGCUGUUCCUAGCGAGUGCAGUACUCUCCUGGAAACUGGCAAAGAUGAUCGAGGCCAAAGAACGAGAGCAGAAAAAGAAACAGAAACGUCAAGAAAAUAUUGCAAAAGCCAAGAGGACGAAGAAAGACUGAGAUACCUGCAGCAGCCAGCUCAUGGCGUCAGUAACUGUCCAGCCCCCACGGACACUCUUCCUAUUCACCAUGUCCUCCUGGUAGCAGCGUGCUAGUCAGUAGCUCCAUGUUUUCCUGUAAACUAAUGCUUUCACCUGCAUUUUUUAAAACAUGAGACUUACAGCUGCGAGUGUCCUGAAAUGUUAUGUUCAUUCAUGGUUUCCAUAUAUAAAAAGGGACUUUGCUUUUUUUAAAGGUUGGGCAUUUUUGCACACAG
Molecule: messenger RNA, 643 nt
Organism: Bufo gargarizans (Asiatic toad)
Lineage: Eukaryota; Metazoa; Chordata; Amphibia; Anura; Bufonidae
Gene: SMIM15
Product: small integral membrane protein 15
Exons: 2
Coding region: 163-387 (74 amino acids)
Source: RefSeq, a predicted model, not a curated record